Molecule: messenger RNA, 300 nt
Organism: Arachis ipaensis
Lineage: Eukaryota; Viridiplantae; Streptophyta; Magnoliopsida; Fabales; Fabaceae
Source: RefSeq, a predicted model, not a curated record
AUGGGUGUGAUGGAAACACUCGAUAAGAUAAAUAAUCAAAUUGAAGAUUGUUUCUCAUGUACAAGUUCAAAUAGAGAAAGUUGGGGCAAAUGUUCUUCUUUAGGAGGCAAUGAUGAAGAACCUUGUGCAGAUUUAAGGAUCAAUAACCUCCCUCAGAUCAAGAAGAAGAAAAAGAAGAAAGGUGAGACAGCUAACAAAAAGGGAAAGGGUGACAGGUUUGAGAAGUUGGAGGCUCUGAGUAGACGACUGCGGCAUUGCCUUCUAAAGGGAUCAAUCCAUUGAAAACACUAGUCCUCUUGA